UGACGGGUGAGCCAGGCGGUGGCCGGUGACGAGUGGAAGGGAUGACCAAGGUCUUAAACACUCGCCUCUUAAACAUGUUUGCCUGUAUAACAGUUUAGUUUGAUACCCGAGCUGUGUUAACACGGACCUCUUGGCGAGCUAAUCCUUCUGCAUGUUCACUAAGCAGUGCUGUAGGCAUAGGAUCAUCGGUACUACUAGUUCGGACCUUCUCUGGCUGGGGCCAGGGUCUCCCGUCUGAUUGACACGUCCCGUCCUCCUCCGGCAGAGACACAGACUGGGACGCUGGUCACUGGGCCACUUACUCUAUAGCUCCUGUGACAUGUCUGCAUAGCGGAGGGGUAACUGUUGGCUGACACAUCACAGAUACAUCUUACCCUACUCAACUUAACUGUAGCCUUAGCUUAGCUACCGGUCUCACAACAGCAGAGCAAGACGACAACUGCACAAGUCAAAGGUACCUGGACUGGACAAGAUGCAGAACUACGCCCCAUUCUCUAUGUCACACCACCCAUCUGUGACUUCCAUUGGAGGAUUGCACCCUACGGGAAGUUUGCCCGUACCCCCUUUCGCCAAUGUUCCUGGCAACUUCCAAGGCCUAUCACAAGGCUACAGCCCAUCCUUCCAGGCUCUAACUUUGGCCGAGAGACUGGCAGGUGGGUUGUUUUUGUCUAAGUAUUCAAACAUUAUUUUGGAAGCGAGGUACGGUUCUCACCGGAAGCAGCGACGGAGCAGGACGGCAUUUACAAACCAGCAGCUGGCAGCGUUGGAGAAAACAUUCGCUAAAACACAUUACCCGGAUGUAGUGAUGAGAGAGAGGCUGGCCAUGAUGACGAAUUUACCGGAGGCCAGGAUUCAGGUUUGGUUUAAAAAUCGUAGAGCUAAAUUCAGGAAGAAGCAGAAAGCAAUCAAGCAAAAACACAAGGAUCAACCUGACGAAAACGACACAAUUACACGCGAUGAGGAUUGCUUGGAAAAAAAUUGCGAAUCUCGCUCGGCGUGUGCGGACGACAAAUCCCUACCCCCAGCGGACACAUCAAUCACUUCGACAGGGGAGGAUGCUGAAGACGACAACCACUCGCUUUCCUGUAGCGGCGACGACGAGGAGGACAAAAUACUGAGCGUAGAUGAGAUGACCGAUGAUGAUGAAGAGGACGUCAAUGUUGACGAUGACAACAUCAAUGAUGACACGACUAGAGAAAGUCUUUUAUUCAGUCGUAUGGAUCAUCGUGGGGGAAGCGUGCCACGUGAUCCUCCCCGCUCCAGUACACCCGUAGAUCAGAGAGGCUUUGGUCCCCGUGAGGUACGGGAAGGAAGGAAGGAGACUGAGGAAAGGCCAGCAACUCCUCUGAGCCCAGUCACCCCUGUGUCCUCUCCGGAACUCCCCCAGAAAACAGGCGUGUCACCCGUCACAUCACGGCAUAACAUCACCAGUAUAGAUACCAUCCUGGGAAACGCUCAUAAAGUCGGUCCAGCUCUAUCAGCGUCGAAUGUUCCGUCAGUGUCAAACCCGUAUAUGUCAAGCAACCCUGGGCUUCUCACUCUGCAGCAGCACUUCCGCCAUCAAGCUUUAGCUAGUGCCAUGGUCAACCGACACGGCGGUGUGGCCCAUGGGGGAGGAGUUCUCCAGCUUCCCCCAAUGGGCAUUCUACCUUACCACGGCUGGCAUCCCUACGCGUAUCUUCCUCACUCCUUAGGCCACGUCCCUUCGCAUCCGCCGUCUACAGUCCCAGGCCCACACCCCUCAAUAGGACCGCUCUUUGGCAGCAUGGCGUCAUCAUCUCUUCAGGGCCAUAACUCAGGGGAUAGCAUGGCGAACUCCAGUAUUGAAAGCCUGCGUAUGCGUGCCAGGCAACAUGCCGCGUCACUGGGAUUGUAUGAAAAUGUUUGAAGAUAGUGAAUCAGUUUUUUCACCUAUAUUUGAACUUUCUAUCAUAUGGACAUAAAUCGGACUGUGAGUUAUUGUACAUUGUUUAAAAAAAGUCAAAGACAAUUUGGUGACUUUGUAUAAUAUUUUAUUGCUCUGAGGGCAUUUCUCUUUCUGACUUGUGUAUAGUUUGAGAAGAUCGACGGCAGAUUUACUCUUGUUAGGAGAGUCAUUCAAACGAAAAAUCCCGGUCAUAUCAGUAUACAUUUACUAAACCCAUGUGAAUUUAUUUCAAUACGCAGAUAUUCGCCAUAUUGUCUAUGAGAUUUCAGAAAAUAGACAAGAAGCCCUAGUUUUAAGACAGUUGUGUUCCAUCGCAGUGACAAUGACACCAGAUUGCUCUCAAAUCUCCCGUGAAUUGUGCUUACCCUGUGUUAUGUGUGAAAAUAAAUUGUCUAUAUCGUG
Liolophura sinensis is the source of this 2329-nucleotide messenger RNA. Its product is annotated as diencephalon/mesencephalon homeobox protein 1-like. The transcript is spliced from 6 exons. NCBI's taxonomy places the organism in Eukaryota, Metazoa, Mollusca, Polyplacophora, Chitonida, Chitonidae. The record is from RefSeq and is a predicted model, not a curated record. Gene Ontology annotation, biological process: regulation of transcription by RNA polymerase II. Gene Ontology annotation, molecular function: RNA polymerase II transcription regulatory region sequence-specific DNA binding; DNA-binding transcription factor activity, RNA polymerase II-specific. The coding region runs from base 473 to 1888 and encodes 471 amino acids.